Molecule: messenger RNA, 2178 nt
Organism: Labeo rohita (rohu)
Lineage: Eukaryota; Metazoa; Chordata; Actinopteri; Cypriniformes; Cyprinidae
Gene: trmt9b
Product: tRNA methyltransferase 9B
Exons: 4
Coding region: 242-1510 (422 amino acids)
Biological process (GO): tRNA wobble uridine modification
Cellular component (GO): nucleus; cytoplasm
Molecular function (GO): S-adenosylmethionine-dependent methyltransferase activity; tRNA binding
Source: RefSeq, a predicted model, not a curated record
AUCACUCCAGAGUAGGGGUCGAGUGUAGUGAGCAUGUAUUUAUUACCACAUCCCCAGUGUGCAUCCUGAGCCGGUCUGUUGCACACAGUGUCGAUGUUUUAUCGCUGUCUUUUACUUUCACGUUAAUGUAAUGCCGCGAAUUAAAGAAAUAAGCUCUCGUCGGAUUUGAUGUCUCUGCGACUGCAGCCUUGAGAGAGGGGAAAGUGGUGAAGAUGCUCUGUGGGGUUUAAUAGAGAGCAGCAUGGACGAGGCUGCCAGCCAGCUGGAGAGAGACCAUGUUCACAGCGUGUACGAGAGGAUCGCACCCUACUUCAACGACAGCCGCUACAAAGCUUGGCCCAAGGUCAAACAGUUCCUGCUAGAGCAGGAGCCCGGCAGCAUCGUGGCCGAUAUCGGAUGUGGCAAUGGCAAAUAUCUGCACAUCAAUGAAGACAUCUUCAAGUUGGGCUGUGAUGUGUGUCGGCCGUUGGUGGACUCUGCGUGGAGUCGAGGUCAUGAGGUGCAGCUUUGCGAUGGCCUGUGUUUACCCUACAGAGAUGGCUGUUUUGACGCAGUGCUCUCCAUUGCAGUUAUCCACCACAUGUCCACCAAAGAGCGACGUAUCCGAGCAAUAAAAGAGAUGGCGCGCACCCUGCGCGUGGGAGGGCGGAUCAUGAUUUACGUCUGGGCCAUGGAGCAGAAGAGGCGCAAGUUUGAGAAGCAGGACAUCUUUGUUCCCUGGAACCCCAAUCCCCCUUCAUCUCCCGCCCUCAGACAGCGAGGCGACGGAACCCAAAGCAUCAGUGACAACACCGCUUCCAGCGACAAGCACAGGAAAGUGAAAAGCACAUCCUCCAUGGUGGACGAGGGCGACUUGAUCAGCCCCGGCCAGCAGAAACAACAAAGGCUUUGGUUCUUCUCCAGAUCUUUGGAUUCAGUGCUGGACUUCACCAGCCUGACCGUAUCCCGUUCCUCUUCCAGCACUUUACAAACCCCUGUCGAUGAAGCGCCGGAAAGCAGAAGCCGGCGAGCUAGCAGUAGAGGUCUAAUCAGGCAGAUGUCCAGCCUCUUUUCAUCUUCUUCCAGAACCAGUCUAGAAGAAGACGUCUUCAUCUCAGAUCCUAAUGAACAAGUCCAUAAACAGGACAACAGAAGGUCUGGGAAUGGAAAUGAGACUGCUCCUGUGGAGCUCGUCCAUGAUUGUUCCUCAGUACCACUGCCUGACUUGGUGUCCUACCAGAGGGAGCAGUCAACCCUUGAAGGACACAUGGAGGUAGAUGGAAAAUCGAGUUUACGAGAGCCCUUGCAGAGGCAGGAAAGCACGGCGUCUCUUCUGGAAAGCGAUGGGACGAAUGGACGGAGUGGUGAACAGCCAAAGGACUCUUGUCUGAGAUACUACCACGUAUUCAGGGAAGGAGAACUGACACAGUUGAUCCAAAACCAUGUUGAUGAGCUCCACGUUUUACACACUUAUUUGGACCAUGCUAAUUGGUGUGUGGUGGCUGAGAAGGUCCACGUCUGGAAGGUUUAAAUCUCUUUUUAAAAGUCUGUUUUAAUCUGUUUUAGUUUGAGUUUUUAAGUAUUGGGACCAGAGAGCUAAUAUUAAACAUUAGCUGUUCAGUAUCAAUGGCAAUAACAAGCAAGGUAUUGAUGCUCUCACGAGUCGUAACACAAAAGCUAAUCGUUGCUAUUUUAAAUUUAGCUUUAGUCUCCAUUCUUUGUGACAUCUUAAGUUUUGAUUUAAAAAUUGACUUAACUUGCACUGAUUUUAAUGGUGUAUCACUGUUAACUGUCUUAAGCAAUGCCUGCCUGAAACCGAAAGCAUAGCACAUCUUUUUUCUGAACCAAACGAUGUGAGCACAUAACUAGCUCUUAUCGAGCGCUCUUCAGGAGUUUGUCCGUGUAGGUGUUGUGUUGUUUUGUGGUUAGUAUUAGCCAUUGUGUUGUGGUCCGAAGCUUUUAAACAAGAUUUUAACUAGUCGACCGCUUGUUAAUCAAUUGCACAUGAUGAAUUCCCAUCUUAAAAACUUGAACAACUGAAACAUGUUUGUGCCGGUGUUGUUGUAAAUUGUGUUUGUAUUGGUGUGAUUUGACCGUGUCAAUAUGUCACAGCAAAAGUCUUAAAUUUUCCUUUGAACUUGAACCAUUUUUAUGUGUAUUUUUGACUUAAAUAUAAUAAAAGCACUAUAUUUAGUUUUA